Ctenopharyngodon idella (grass carp) is the source of this 1022-nucleotide messenger RNA. RefSeq lists its product as uncharacterized. The transcript has 2 exons. Gene Ontology annotation, cellular component: nucleosome. Gene Ontology annotation, molecular function: DNA binding; structural constituent of chromatin; protein heterodimerization activity. Bases 543 to 896 code for a protein of 117 amino acids. The record is from RefSeq and is a predicted model, not a curated record. NCBI's taxonomy places the organism in Eukaryota, Metazoa, Chordata, Actinopteri, Cypriniformes, Xenocyprididae.
GAGGAGUGGCUUUAUUGCAUCAGAUACAUGUCACUUUACUCACAGCUGAUUGGUCGAGUUUGGGUUUAGCCGUGUAGCGUCAGUUACCAUAGCAACAAACCCCGCUAAAAACCAAUCCACCUUCAUAAGCCCGAAAAACCAGAGUUUGCUCAAACUAAUCUUGAACUUACCUGGGUAGAAACUGAAACCGCUUUGUGCAACAGGCCAAUGGAGGUAGCAAAAUUAAACGACUUGAACGCUUACUGGAGUUAUCCUGAAGGCUGAGUGAUUUUUUUUUUUUUUUUUUUUUUUUUUUCCAAAAUUAUUUAUUGUACAAAUUUCACAUAUAUUCAACAGAUAUAAAUGUUUCACUGAAGGCUGAGUGAUCUGACUUCCGUUUGCCACGCGAGAUUGAAAGCAGACGCUUUCCAAUUAGUGUACACUUCCGUACACGUCAUAAAUGGCUGAUGAAGGCCUGCUGAAGACCUGCCAAGCGGCAAACACGUAAUUGAAAGAGAAAAAUUAUUGCCCUGUGUUAUUAAUAUAAAAAAAGAAAAUCCAGUAUGUCUAAUGAAGGAGCAAAAAAGAAAGGAAAAGUACCAGGGGACAAAAAAACGUCUAAACGGAGAGCAAAGAGGAGGGAAACUUAUGCAGUGUAUAUCUACAAAGUUUUGAAGCAGGUUCAUCCGGACACUGGUAUCUCCAGCAGGGCGAUGAGCAUCAUGAACUCGUUUGUAAACGACGUGUUUGAGCGCAUCGCUACAGAGGCGUCCCGGCUCGCGCACUAUAACAAGCGUUCGACCAUCACGAGCAGAGAGGUGCAGACCGCAGUCCGGCUCCUGCUGCCCGGAGAACUCGCCAAACACGCCGUGUCAGAGGGCACCAAGGCCGUCACCAAAUACACCAGCUCAAAGUGAUCACCUGAGAGCUGUCCAGGGGGUGGGAAUCUUUUCAGCUCAAAAACAAAAACAAAAAACAAAAUGUAAAGUGAGUCAUGUUUGCAAUCACUAUUCAGUAUUAAUAAAUGCACACUGAAAAUUCGG